Knipowitschia caucasica is the source of this 261-nucleotide messenger RNA. NCBI's taxonomy places the organism in Eukaryota, Metazoa, Chordata, Actinopteri, Gobiiformes, Gobiidae. The record is from the annotation of a GenBank genome assembly.
AUGACCCAGCGUGAUCACAUGACCCAGUGUGAUCACAUGACCCAGCGUGAUCACAUGACCCAGCGUGAUCACAUGACCCAGCGUGAUCACAUGACCCAGUGUGAUCACAUGACCCAGCGUGAUCACAUGACCCAGUGUGAUCACAUGACCCAGUGUGAUCACAUGACCCAGUGUGAUCACAUGACCCAGCGUGAUCACAUGACCCAGCGUGAUCACAUGACCCAGCGUGAUCACAUGACCCAGGAGUGUGUGAUCACAUGA